Messenger RNA from Schistosoma turkestanicum, 2184 nucleotides. NCBI's taxonomy places the organism in Eukaryota, Metazoa, Platyhelminthes, Trematoda, Strigeidida, Schistosomatidae. The record is from the annotation of a GenBank genome assembly.
AUGUUACCUGAAGAGGACAAAGAAAGAAAUUUUAAAGAAUUAUCACAAACCGAUUUACAAUGUAAAGGAUGUUAUCGUCAAAUUAAAGAUAAAAUUUUAAUUCUUUUAGUAAGAAAAGACAAAACAAAUUGUAAUUAUCAAAAGCCAAAAAAUGAACACAAUAAAUUUGACAAAGAAUUAAAAAUGUCAUCCAAUUCAACAAAUUACAGUUCAUUUAAAACUAAUUCAAUGGAUCAUUUAAAAGAUACACAUCAUCCUAGUCAACCAGAAAUCUAUCAUAUUCAUUGUCUUAACUGUUUUGAAUGUGGUGAUCGUUUAUCAUUUGCUGAUGAAAAAUGUUGGAUAUAUCAAGAAAAUAAAAUUAUUUGUUUUAAUUGUAGAACAAGAUACAAACAUUGUGGCCGAUGUCGACUUCAAGUACCGGAAGAUACAAAAGUUCAUAAAUUAAAUCGUGUACCAUUUCAUAUCACAUGUUUCACAUGUUUUCAAUGUGGUCGUCAAUUAUACCAAGGUGAUAAAUGUGGGAUAUUCAAUAAUGAUGUCUUUUGUUAUGAACAUUAUAUGAAUAAAUGUUUAACAUGGAAAAUAUUAAAUUUAGACUCCAAUUCACUAUCUAAAAUGAAUCAAAUAGAACCUGGUCAAGUGGAUAAACUACAACAAUUUUUAUUUGAUCAAGAAAUUCAUUCGAUUAAUAUGAAUGAAGAGAAAGUUGAUCGAAAUUUUAAUCAAGAUCAUGGUCAUUUUCCAAAUAAUCGACAUAAAUCAGAUCGAAUAACAAUGAUGACUACAAAUUGUGGCGCAUUGUCUACAUCGCUCUCAUUUAAACAAUCAAUGCAUUCAAAUGAAACAACCGAUUGUUUUUUAACUUCAACAAAUUAUCCAACAGUAAAUAAUCUGCUAAGCAUUUCAAAUAGUCCAUCAACAACUACAACAACAUUUACAAAUAUGAAUUCAAUAGAAAAUUGUCAAACAACCACCGAUAAUUGGUGUUCAAUUGAUGAGUCUAUGCUGAAUGAAGAAAUCCUGUUAAACAAUGGUGAAAUCUCUUUGACAAUGACUGAAAAUGGUCAUUCAGUUGACAGUAGUACAAGUAGUAAUUGUAGUGUACAUUCAAAAUCAAAACGUAUUAGAACAAGUUUUACACCUGAUCAAUUAGCAAUACUUCAAGCGAAUUUUGACAUUGAAGCUAAUCCAGAUGGACAAGAACUAGAACGUAUUGCUGGUAUAGCCAAGUUGAAUAAACGUGUUACACAAGUAUGGUUUCAAAAUGCCAGAGCACGUAAAAAGAAAAUUGAAUGUCGCGGUAACCUUGAAGGACAACAUGAUCAAUUAGGUUUUAAUAGUUUAACUUGUUGUUUAACUGAUCCAAUGGGAAUAGAAGAGUUUUAUGAUAAUUCAAAAGAGAAUAUACCUUCAAUGAAUGAAAUAAAUGAAGGAAUUCUAUCAGUUAAUAAUAAUGAUGGAAUGAAUGUAAAUCAAAUUUAUGGAAGAGAAUAUAAUUGCAAAUCGGAUUGUUUCAUAAAAACUGAUAGUAGGGAUGAUGAUGAUGAUGAUGAUGAUGAUGAUGAUGAUGAUGAUGAUGAUGAUGAUGAUGAUGAUGAUGAUGAUGAUGAUGAUGAUGAUGAUGAUGAUGAUGAUGAUGAUGAUGAUGAUGAUGAUGAUGAUGAUGAUGAUGAUGAUGAUGAUGAUGAUGAUGAUGAUGAUGAUGAUGAUGAUGAUGAUGAUGAUGAUGAUGAUGAUGAUGAUGAUGAUGAUGAUGAUGAUGAUGAUGAUGAUGAUGAUGAUGAUGAUGAUGAUGAUGAUGAUGAUGAUGAUGAAGAGGAUGAAAUCGAUGGAAACUGUAUGACGUUAAGUGAUACCAUUCCUAAUGAAUGUGAUGAUAGUUCCGAAAGAAUGAAUCCUAUGAAGAAUUCUUUAGCUAUAAAAAAUGCUGCGACCAAUAACGGCAUAAAUAAUCAUGGCUGCCAAAACAACAACACUGCAUCUGUAAACAUCAGUACAACCAAUGUCAUUCCGAUUGAAAAUUCGAAUGGAUCAAGUCAUUCACAGAAUUCCACACUAUCAACACGAAAUACUGUUAGACCAAAUUUAUGUACAGAUCAAAAUAUGUUUAGCAUUAUCCCGUCAAAUUAUCAUAUGUCAAAUAAUUUUUAUUUUCCAGCAGUCGCGUUACCAACUAAUUGA